This is a messenger RNA of Uncinocarpus reesii 1704, 1002 nucleotides long. Its product is annotated as NADP-specific glutamate dehydrogenase. Gene Ontology annotation, molecular function: L-glutamate dehydrogenase (NADP+) activity. The coding region runs from base 1 to 1002 and encodes 333 amino acids. The record is from RefSeq and is a predicted model, not a curated record. The transcript has 4 exons. Lineage: Eukaryota; Fungi; Ascomycota; Eurotiomycetes; Onygenales; Onygenaceae. Gene Ontology annotation, cellular component: cytosol.
AUGUCUCACCUUCCCAUCGAACCGGAAUUUGAACAGGCUUAUAAAGAAUUGGCUUUCUCCCUCGACAAUUCUACUCUGUUUGAGAAGCAUCCGGAGUAUCGCAAGGCCCUUCUGGUCGCCUCUAUUCCCGAGCGUACCAUCCAGUUCCGCGUUACCUGGGAAAAUGACAAGGGAGAGCUUGAGGUCAACCGCGGUUACCGCGUUCAGUUCAACUCCGCAUUGGGCCCGUACAAGGGCGGUCUUCGCUUCCAUCCUACCGUGAACAUGUCCAUUCUCAAGUUCCUUUGGCUUUCGAACAAAUCUUCAAGAACGCACUCACUGGCUUAUGCUGCCCUCAAGGUGAUUGAAUUCGGCGGCACUGUCAUCUCCCUCUCUGAUAGCAAGGGCUCGCUCAUUGUCCGAAACGAAGGCGACUCCAUCACUCCCAAGGAGAUUUACGAAAUCCAGGAAUUGAAGGAUCAGCGCAAGCAGCUUUCCGUCCUUGCUGACGCCCCCAACUUCAAGGAUCGAUGCGUGUACAUUGAAGGUGCCCGUCCCUGGUUGCACGCUGGCAAGGUUGACGUUGCGCUUCCUUGUGCUACUCAGAACGAAGUGUCCGGCCCAGAAGCAAUUGGUUUGAUCGAUAACGGGUGCAAGUACAUUGCUGAAGGAUCCAACAUGGGUUGCACGCUUUCCGCCAUUGAGCACUUUGAAGCCCACCGUCAAUUGCACAAGAAGGGAGGUGCGGCCUGGUAUGCGCCUGGCAAAGCCGCCAACGCCGGCGGUGUCGCUGUCAGCGGUCUCGAGAUGGCGCAGAACAGUCAGCGUUUGACCUGGACUGCGGAGGAGGUCGACCAGAAAUUGAAGGAUAUCAUGAAAACCUGCUUCGAGACCGGUGUCAAGACCUCGGAGAAUUAUACCAGCCUGAGUGAGGACCAGUUGCCAUCAUUGGUUAUUGGUAGCAACAUCGCCGGUUUCAUCAAGGUCGCCGAGGCCAUGAAAGACCACGGAGAUUGGUUCUAA